UGCUUGUUUACACCGAGUAUGUGACCAAGCAGGUUUUGCAGACUGCCGGUGGGCUAAGCUAGGCGGCUGUUUGCGGAAGACGCGCCCGACUCGUGAGACUGCCCCAUGUCUGAAGGUAGCAGCCGGCUGGGUAUCAUGGGCAUCAUGAGUCAUGGCUCUAAUUAUCCGAUGGUGGGCAUGUGGGAAUCAAGCCUCGGGCAGUCCAAGUUUGGCCUUCCUAUCUCUCUAUCGAGCGUUCAUCCGAACAACACCGCUACACUACGGACAGCGGGCCGGAGUUCGAUAUCAGACGGCGGGGUCGGUCGUUCACCAUCAAGGUCGAUCCUCGCAUAUGGGUUCCGACCCCUGGCGUACUACAUGGGGGCCUACGAUCAUGGGCAGCGCGAUAGGGGGAGGAGCUCGAGGAGGUCGCGGGAAGUGUGGUCUGUGUGGGACCGUUGGAGGGACUGAUCAGCUGAUUGGGGACAGAACCAAUCAGGGGCACGACAGCUCCUCCAUCUCGACCGCUAGGCACGUCCCGAGGCCCCCAGCGCCCACCUCCGAUGCGACAUGUCAAACUCUCCGACCCGCAUCCGCCCAGCAGAUCUCUCUGCACGCCCCAUUCCCCGGCUGCACAUCCUGCAGUGCUUUAUGCCGCGCGAUCUUGGAUUCGCGUUGCCAUCUCGAACAAAUGCCGCCGUUGCGUCGCAUCGCGUCGUCGACUUACACAGGAUACGCUGCCUUCUCGCCGCCAAGCUUGUUGGGUUGUUUGUUUGUUGCUCCCGCACCAUCGGUCCGUUUCAUACGAGGCGCGAUGAGAGAAAUGCUACCUCGCCUCUACGAUAGCACUCCUCGCUUGAGACGGCGUUGCGUGCGGAGAUAACCAUCUGCGACUGGACUGCAUGACCGCAUCGCGAGGUCCGCUACAUUCCUGGACAGGAUACCCGACGCAAACGAAACGGCCUCUUGCAUGUCCAGGCCCACGUUUCAUCGCUUUCUUUGGCCGCCCCCCCGUGCCGCCGGACGCCAUCCUAGUGGUCACACCUCGAUGCCGAUCUCGGUGUCGAGGCUUUCAACAUCGACUCCACGACAAAAUCUUCCUGACCUCAGCCCCCGCCCUUCUGCAGCUCACACAGUCCGGCUUGAUCAUGCCGCUC
Molecule: messenger RNA, 1136 nt
Organism: Chaetomium strumarium
Lineage: Eukaryota; Fungi; Ascomycota; Sordariomycetes; Sordariales; Chaetomiaceae
Exons: 1
Coding region: 152-862 (236 amino acids)
Source: RefSeq, a predicted model, not a curated record